This is a messenger RNA of Drosophila albomicans, 2287 nucleotides long. RefSeq names its product beta-alanine transporter. Lineage: Eukaryota; Metazoa; Arthropoda; Insecta; Diptera; Drosophilidae. Bases 304 to 2103 code for a protein of 599 amino acids. Gene Ontology annotation, biological process: transmembrane transport. The record is from RefSeq and is a predicted model, not a curated record. Gene Ontology annotation, molecular function: transmembrane transporter activity. The transcript has 6 exons. Gene Ontology annotation, cellular component: membrane.
UGUUCAAUGUUCACAUGUUCCCAGCCAGCUAUCCAAUCUCACUGCCGUUGGAUUUACGAUGCAUCUCAUUGCGACCCUGCUCCACGCAGCGGUGUCCAAUUAAUUAAAACACACACGAAAGGCCGUAAUGUAAUUAUGUCCAAUUGAGAUUGGGCCGUGUGGCGUAGCAUGGCAUGGAGCAUGGAGGAUGGAGGAUGGUGGAGAAGACACCUCCAUUUCUGGGCUGCAAGUGCCACAAGGCCCCUCGCAUCGAUCAGUUGUGCGCGCAUCUGAUUCGGGUGCAGAACUAACGCGGGGUGAGCCAUGGAUUUCGAUGAAGUACUUAAGGAGGUAGGCGCAUUCGGUCUCUAUCAGAAGAUCAUCAUCUGCUCCGUGCUGCUGCCGGCUGCGUUGCCCUGCGCCUUUCACGCCUACAGUCAGCUGUUCAUUGCAGCCACGCCACAGCAUUGGUGUCGCAUACCAGAGCUUGAGCCAUGGACUCAGGAUUACAUACAGCUCGUGAAGAAUCUCAGCAUUCCGCGGAACAAACACGGUGACUUUGCGGAGUGCUCGAUGUUUUCUCGCAACUACAGUGAAAUGGUACGAUAUCUGGAGUACCGCACACCCUACGAGCUGCAGCGAGAGCAGUCUUCUAAGCUGUUAAGAUUGGAUCAAGACGCUGUGGUGUCCUGUCAGCAUGGCUGGCACUACGACAAAUCCAUGUAUCCCAGCACAGUUGUUCAGGAGUGGAAUUUAGUCUGCGAUAAAAGUUACUAUGUAACAUUGGCAUUGGUGCUCUUUGGACUGGGCGGCCUUAUUGGCAACUAUGUGUUUGGCUAUUUGGUAGACCUUUGGGGUCGACGUCCCUCCUUCUAUGCAUAUCUAUUGCUGGAGAUCAUUGCCUGUGCAGCCAGUGCCUUUGCCUGGAACUAUUACUCUUGGCUGGGUCUACGCUUUAUUGUGGGUCUCACUGUGCCCGCCAUUCUUGCCAGUCCAUACGUUCUAGCCAUUGAGCUGGUGGGUCCCGAACGUCGCGUUUUUUGCACCAUAGUAUCCAACAUUGCCUACUCGCUGGGUCUGGUACUGUUAGCGGGCGUCGUUUACUUGGUGCGCGACUGGCGCUAUCUAACCCUGGCUGUUUCCCUACCCCUCCUCAUGCUCUUCUCCUGCUUCUUUGUGUUGCCCGAGUCACCGCGCUGGCUGAUUGCUGUGGGACAACCGAAGCGAGCUGCCAGGAUUCUCAAGGUCAUGGCGCGUGUGAAUGGAGUCCACGUCACCCGCGAUUUUAUGGAACGUCUCUAUGAACGAUUGCACAUCAAGCAGCCGGCGGAGACAGUGCACUAUGGCAUCUUGGAUCUGUUUCGUGGGACCAACAUGCGCAGAAAGACGCUUAUUGUGACGCUGAUCUGGUUUGCCAAUACCAGUGUCUAUGUGGGACUCAGUUACUAUGCUCCGGCACUUGGCGGGGACGAGAUUUGGAACUUCUUUCUGGCUGGUGCUGUAGAGUUGCCCACUUACUUGUUGCUUUGGCCAGGGUUGAGCUAUUUCGGACGUCGUUGGAUUCUGUUUAUUUCCAUGUUGGUUGGUGGCGUGGCCUGUGUGGCGACUCUGCUGUAUCAGCAGCAGGCGGAUGUGAUGUUGCUUCUAUACUGCAUUGGAAAAAUGGGAAUUUCCUCGGCAUUUGUUGUAUUGCCGCUGCUUGCAUCUGAGUUAUAUCCGACCGUAGUGCGGGGUCUCGGCAUGAGCUUCAGUUCCGUGGUGGCCAUGACUGGGCCCAUAAUUAUACCCAUAAUUAACCAUAUGGGUCAACAAAUGCUGGUGCUGCCGCUGAUUGUGAUGGGAGCGUUGCUCAUUGUAGGUGGCUUCGCGAGUCUUUUUCUGCCUGAAACACGAGGCAAGAAUCUGCCUCAAACGUUAGAGGAAGGGGAGGCGGUUCCACUUAGCUUUCUGCUCUGUUGCUGUGUGGAGAGUGAGCCAAAAAAUCGUCAGACCAAAAACAAAGGUUUGGGAAGAAAUCGUAUGCCUGAAGAAGCCGCAAAAGUCUACCACAGAGUCGGUGUAGGGGGACCUGCAGCAUGCAAAAUUGUCUGCAGCAUUUGUAAAAAAGAAAUGAGAACUUUGUAAUAAAUAUUUACAAUGCUAUACUAACCACAUCUGCCUAGAAUGUUUUGAAAAAAGAAAGGGUUCAGCAUCUUAUGAUAGUUUCUCGCAGCCUAAAAAUAUACUACAAAAUAUUAUUAUAUACUUUUCAUCCCGAAAGUAUGUAAUAGAAAACAUUAAUUGGUCCGUUGUGUCUAAAUCGAGGAAG